AAAUAAAUAAAAAAGGCAAAGAGAAAAGUUGAAGCAUUUACUUCACAUUACAAUACACCAACAAAAGGUCAUACAGAAAUCUUCAACCCCCUUCCACAUUUCACCUUCUUCCUUCUCCAACCCUUUAAUUAGAUUCCUCCUGUGGGGGUCUUCCCCCAUUAGAUUUUACAGAUUCCUAUACAUAAAGGCUAAAGAAGCACCAUCUCAAAUUCUCAAUCCCUUUCAUUUCAAAAUGCUUGAUUUUGGCUAUUCCCAGUGGUUUUUUUCUGGAUUGAAAAGCUCAAAAAUCAUCUGGGUUUUUACGUAAUUACCUUCUCUGCCGAGACUGUUCUCUGUUUUUUCUGCAGAAGAAGCUUCCCGAAACGAGCCAGUAAUACAUUAUUAAGGAUUUGAGUACAACAAUCGUUGUUUUUUGAUUUUUUUAAUAUUUUUUUCCUGGUCAAAAAAACUAGCUCCCCUUUUGUUCUCUUGUGAAAUUUCUUGCGUUUGUGAUUGAGGACAAAGGGAGAUGGGGAAGCAAGGACCAUGCUAUCACUGUGGUGUUUCAAGCACUCCUCUUUGGCGUAAUGGGCCACCCGAAAAGCCAGUUCUAUGUAAUGCAUGUGGAUCACGCUGGAGAACAAAAGGAACACUGACAAAUUAUACCCCUUUACAUUCCUCGAGCUGAAACUGAUGAGGCCCGAGGAUUAUAAAGUUAUCAAGAGUAAAGACAGUAUCUCUUAAGAACAAAGAAAUGCAAACUCCUCCGAAAAGAAAAUUAAACAAUGAUCUCAAUUGUUGGAAGGAUUAAGCCUGAAUAUAACAAUGUUUCACAAAAGAGUCAAGAUGAUGAUACCCGUAAUAGGUCUAGUUCUGGCUCUGCAAUAUCCAACACCGAGAGCUGUGGACAGUUUGGCUAUGAAGAUGCAAGUGAUUUAACAGAUCCAACACAACCAUUGUAUGGGAAAGAAUGACACCUUCGAAGAAGAGGAGGACCUGUAUUGCACAGCCGAAGGUAUCUUCAGUUGAGAAGCUUACUAGAGAUCUCUGUAUCAUCUUAAAAGAGCAACAGGAGUCUUCUCAAUUCUCUUUGUCUUCCCAAGGUGAUUUGAUUUUUGAGAAUGAUAAACCGAUGGUGUCUGUUGAGAUAGGACAUGGAAGUAUGUUAAUUCAAUGUCCUAGUUCAAUAGCUAGAGGGGAGGAGGAAUCUGAAGCAAGCUCACUUUCAUUUGACAACAAACUGCUUAAUGAAGCUCAUUCGUCAUCUCCUCCCUUUUCUAUGAAUUCUCAUAAGGUAGCUCAAACUUGUCCAAAUUUGGAAGCUGAUAAAUUAAAAAGGGAUAUGUCUCAACAGAUUAUGGGAACUCACAAUCCACAACUCCUCUAUGUGGAUCUUAGUGAUAUUGUUAACUAUGAUGUUUUCACACAUUUCCUGUCGCGUGAAGAGCAACAACAAUUACUUAAGCAUCUUCCAUCCUUGGACACUGCAAACUUACCCCAUAGCCUUGAGAGUAUGUUUACAAGCAUUCAAUUUAAGGAGAACAUAAUCUCCUACCAGAAGUUGCUUUCUGAGGAAUGUAGGCCACUGAAGAAACUUCCUUUGUUCAAUGUGUCCGAAACAAAACAGUUGGAACAAUAUGAUAGUAUAUUUAAGGAUGUAAAAGGUAAAGGUAAAGAGGAAAAGGAAAAUGGUGAAGUUGGUAAUUCAACAAAUACUAAGCGGACUUGGAACAACUCAUUCAAAUUCUCAGGAUCGGCGGCAUCUUGUAAGAGCCCCGAUAAAAUAAUAAUGGAGGGAAGCAAUGACAAGGAGGACAAAAGUUGCGACCGACACUUUGUUCCCAAAAAUCUAUUAUCUUUCCCGCCUGAUGGUGGAUCUCUUAUGAUCGACUCUUCUUCCCAGUUUGUAGACAAGCCUUAUGAUGAAGAUCUGCUAUUUGUGCCAUCAAAUAGCUCAUUCCCUGAGGCUGAGCUUCUCAUCCUACCAUCUUCAACUUUUGGUUCCAAAGCAAGUACCAGUAACAACUCCAAAGUUCCUUCCCGGUUUGUUUAAGGCUAUCUUAGCAUCUUAGCCAUUAAACGAGAUUCCUGAGUUGAAACAUUCAGCAUUGAUGAUUGUGUUUUUCUUAUCUUUCCUGAGGUUGGAAUGCUGGGACACAAUUGUGCCUUUUUUUGUAUAGCUUCACCUAAGGCUGUAAAAUAGAUAGUAAAAUAUACUUUAAGAGAGGUAACAUAUAUGAGUUUCUUGUAGAAGCUCACCCCUUUACUUACUAAAGCCAACUUUUAUUUUU
This is a messenger RNA of Impatiens glandulifera, 2270 nucleotides long. Its product is annotated as GATA transcription factor 26-like. Lineage: Eukaryota; Viridiplantae; Streptophyta; Magnoliopsida; Ericales; Balsaminaceae. Bases 950 to 2032 code for a protein of 360 amino acids. The transcript has 8 exons. The record is from RefSeq and is a predicted model, not a curated record.